AUGGGCAAAUGCUGCAGCAGUAGGUUGGAGAACGAGCAAUAUAGUGAAGUUGGUGAUGAUGGGAGAAAACGCGAAGACAAUGAUGCACUUAUAGAAAACACUAAUAAGAGUUUAGUCAGUGGGAAAGAAAGAAUGGAAGGUGACAAGUACAAGGUUUGUAAUAGAGGGUAUUGGAGACCGGCAGAAGACUCUAAACUUAAAGAACCUGGUGCUCUUCAUGGACCUCAAAACUGGAACCUUAUAGCAGAAAAAUUAAAAGGAAGAUCAAGUAAGAGCUGUAGAUUGAGAUGGUUUCAUCGAGUGAAUCCGAAGAUCAAUAGAAUAGCUUUUAAUGAAGAGGAAGAAGAAAGGCUUAUGGCUGCUCAUAAAGUUUAUGCCGGCAGGACUUCUAGACAUGGACAGUUAUGA
Messenger RNA from Populus euphratica (Euphrates poplar), 408 nucleotides. RefSeq names its product transcription factor MYB44-like. Gene Ontology annotation, cellular component: nucleus. Gene Ontology annotation, biological process: regulation of DNA-templated transcription. Bases 1 to 408 code for a protein of 135 amino acids. NCBI's taxonomy places the organism in Eukaryota, Viridiplantae, Streptophyta, Magnoliopsida, Malpighiales, Salicaceae. The transcript has 3 exons. Gene Ontology annotation, molecular function: DNA-binding transcription factor activity, RNA polymerase II-specific; RNA polymerase II cis-regulatory region sequence-specific DNA binding. The record is from RefSeq and is a predicted model, not a curated record.